AUUAUCUCUCUGCAAAUAUCUUAUCCUCUCAAGACACUCUCAAAAGCUCUCAGACUUAGAUCAAGUUCUGUAACCAUGGAAGCUUCAAAGAUAUUACUAUUCUCCCCAAUAUCAACCUCAAAGUUACACACAAAUCAUUCAAAUCACCCACUUAGAAAGCCAAAAUCUCAUCAAAUGAGACUCAAACUCAAGAUCACAAGCAUGGCAAAACAAGAAACCGACACAAACAUCGGCAUAGCAGAGAAAGCAGCAAUAGCAGGUGGUUUAAUCUCAUCUCCAGUUAUAGGUUGGUCUCUCUACACACUGAAAACAACUGGUUGUGGUCUUCCACCAGGACCAGGUGGAUCAAUUGGUGCAUUAGAAGGAAUAAGUUACCUUGUUGUUGUGGGAAUUGUUGGUUGGUCUUUAUACACCAAAUCAAAAACUGGUUCUGGUUUACCUAAUGGUCCUUUUGGGUUACUUGGUGCUGUUGAAGGGUUGUCCUAUUUGGCAUUGGUUGCAAUUGUUGUUGUUUUUGGUUUGCAGUAUUUUGAACAAGGCUACAUUCCUGGUCCUCUCCCUGCUGAUCAGUGCUUUGGCUAGAUUUUCAUUAGGAUAAUGUGAUGAGUAUUAGCCAUUACAAUUCUAUCAUUAUAUUUGUGGAUGUGGUUGCUCCAUGUAUGUUUAACUUUAUCAUUUCCACUGCCUCUUGCUGUUACUGUAAUAUUGAGUUAACAUAUUUUUAUGAUAAUUGUUUUGAUGGUA
This is a messenger RNA of Vicia villosa (hairy vetch), 744 nucleotides long. RefSeq lists its product as uncharacterized. Bases 76 to 582 code for a protein of 168 amino acids. The transcript has a single exon. The record is from RefSeq and is a predicted model, not a curated record. Lineage: Eukaryota; Viridiplantae; Streptophyta; Magnoliopsida; Fabales; Fabaceae.